Messenger RNA from Darwinula stevensoni, 1548 nucleotides. NCBI's taxonomy places the organism in Eukaryota, Metazoa, Arthropoda, Ostracoda, Podocopida, Darwinulidae. The record is from the annotation of a GenBank genome assembly.
UCCUCGUUCGACGCCUCGAAUUGGGAGUCCACGAAGGCGGAGGUGGAGGUCCAGCUGGCCCGGCCCAGGACGAGGGACUUGGCCGAGGUGGAAGGGGCUCGACCGCACACGGCUGCAAGGUGCAGGGGCGACCUGUCGCGGAGGGUGUCGCUCGAGUGCCAGGGGCAACCGGGUUGCAAGGCGGUGGAGGUGGCCGUCAUCUUCAAGGACAACUGGGGCGACCAGGAACUCAUCGGGCUGACCGAGAUCCAGGUCCUGAACGCAGCCGGGGUCCCGAUCCCGCUGAAGGCGAGCUGCGUCCGGCCCCCUCCGCGCGUCAAGGACCCCACGCUCCAACGGUUGGUGAAUGGGCACACGAUGACUCAGGAUCCGAAGCAUAUGUGGUGCCAGUCGUUGGGCGGCCGGGAACUCGGGGUGACCUUUAACCUCGGCCGACCCGAGACCGUCACCGGCUUCCGGAUCUGGAACUACAACACGUCCCUCGACGAUUCCUACCGAGGGGUGAAGCGGAUCCAGGUGAAGCUGGACGGACAGGAGGUCUCACCGCCGCGGGGCUUCCUCGUGAGGAAGGCACCAGGCCACUGCCACUUCGACUUCGCUCAGGAGAUCUCCCUCUCCCCGCGCAACAGGCCCGGAUACAGCGGGGAAGACGAGGAAGAGACGACGGGAAUGCCCUCAGGGUUCAUCUACCAAUUCAACCUGCUUUCGACGUGGGGAGAUCCCUACUACGUGGGCCUCAACGGCAUCGAGUUCUACGACCGGGCCGGGACCAGGAUCCCCCUCGACGCCGACCACGUGGCGGCGUACCCGAGCAGCGUGAACGAGCUGGAGAACGCGGCGAACGACGUGAGGACGCCGGACAAGCUGGUGGACGGCGUGAACGACACGACGGACGGUCGGAACAUGUGGCUCGCUCCCGUCCUGCCUCACCUCAUCAACAAGGUCUAUGUGGUGUUCGACUACCCGGUCACGGUGUCCAUGAUCAAGAUAUGGAACUACGCUAAGACCCCGUCCAGGGGAGUCAAGGAAUUCUCGGUCCUGGUGGACGACCUGCUGGUGUACACGGGGGUGCUGGAGAAGGUGCGGCUGACGCUGGGCAGUCGGAACGGGGUGCCGCACCACACGGUCCUCUUCUCGCCGGACGACAUGCUACUGGUGCAGGAGGCGACGAAUCUUGUCGGGAAAGGGGUAGUGGGCGAAGAAGUGAAGAUGACGAACGAUCAUCGCUUGGUCCGGUCGCCGGGACAGAGGCCGGUCGUCGAUCAGACCCUCCGGCCUCACACCUCCCAACCUGCCCGAACCACUUUCUUCAGGCGAAGAAAGACGUGAAGACGCGUGAUUUCAUCCUGUGAUUCGCGCGGGACGAUCCAGUGUUCGAAGCCUGGUGUAUCUUUGGACCUGACUCUUACAAAACUCGAAAUAUAUAAUUUGAUCUCGAUGUACAAAUUACAGAUCCGUCCAAGGUGAUUCUCGCACUGCAAUUUUCUACUGGAAAUAUUUUUCGAGCACCCAGAAACGCAUGAAAUAAAAAUAAGUACCAUGGGCAAG